Molecule: messenger RNA, 2166 nt
Organism: Uncinocarpus reesii 1704
Lineage: Eukaryota; Fungi; Ascomycota; Eurotiomycetes; Onygenales; Onygenaceae
Exons: 2
Coding region: 1-2166 (721 amino acids)
Molecular function (GO): protein binding
Source: RefSeq, a predicted model, not a curated record
AUGCAUAAUCACCACAGGCAUCAUGCACGACAACAUGCACAGGUCGAGGCACGCGGGCCGCAACUGUUUCGUGACAUUGAAAUAAUCGGAGGAAAUAUCAAGCCCAUCGCCAACAAAGACGACGAUGAUGUGGAAAUCAUUUAUAUCACGGCCAAGCCAACCUUCGACGGCCCCAUUGGCGGUUAUUCCACCGAGGGUCGUGGACCACCAAGGACGACUAUAGAUAUAGGGCCACCUGUGAAACAUACCCGUCCUCCGCGCCCGGAUACUGACGACCCAACGCCCACCAGGACGCCAGUACAAAGACCAACUCGAACUUCGUCUCCUGUGGCCACAACCGAAGAAUCAAGCUCGCGGCCCAAGGCACCAUCCACCUCCUUCGCUACGUCAACGCCUACCUCGGCCAGAGAGUUGGUGCCAUCGACAACCAGUGAUAACGGGAUCGGGCUUGCGUCAAUUACCUCGUCCCCCUCAGCCACCAACACAGCGGUAGCCUCACCCGGUUUGUCGGAUGGAGCCAAGGCAGGUCUCGCGAUAGGUAUUAUUGCAUUGGUCGGGCUUAUUGCAGGUGUCGCUCUUUUGUUCAUCCGGAAGAAGAAAAAGACGGAAGAAGCGGAGGAAAUCCAACAUGAGAAGCCAUUCCCCCCAAUCCCGAGCCCGCAGCAAUCGUAUUCUCCACCACCACCGCAACAAGUCACUUCAUCUGCUCCUCCUCAGUUGAACGUCCGCCCCAUGACCCAAUUUUCUCCGGAUUUCACUGGACACGGCCCGAACAAUAUGGCAAUGGUGAAUGUUGCUGGGGUUGCUGGAGUGCGUAACCUCACCGGACAGCAUAACGAUUCUCAAAGCACUUUUGCGCCUCCAAGAACAGCAGACAGCACCUCAAACCCUUUCAAUGAUCCGGUUAAUCCAUUUGAAACCCGAUCGGGUGCCUCUUCUCCAACUUCCCCGCCUGGCCCAGCCCCACAGCCUUUAAAUGUACGCACUCCUUCUCCAGGAGCUUCUUCCAUGCGAAUGCCUAGCCCAGAAGGAAUGACGACCGGCGUUGCUGCUACUGGCACUGCCAUCACUGCAGGCUCCGUCGCUGUUGCUGCCAUUACCCCUGCUACUGCCAAUAGCCAUAGCGGUAAACCACCAACUUUGCAGCACGUUCCUGGCCCUCCUGCGGGAUGGAUGAAGGACAUGCCACCCCCUAGCCCAGCUAAGAGUUUUGAAUCUGUUUCCGUCACUUCUACCACAGCUGCUGCAGUUGCUACGGGUGGCCCUGCCCUAACAAAUGUUCAUCGUGUUCAACUUGACUUCGCUCCCUCCAUGGAUGACGAACUUGAACUUCGAGCAGGACAACUCGUGCGGCUUCUUCAUGAAUACGAUGAUGGAUGGGCCCUCUGUAUCCGUCUUGACCGCUCUCAGCAAGGUGUUGCCCCAAGAUCCUGUCUUUCUGCUCGACCAGUAAAACCACGCCAACGUAGUCCUCCUGGAUCAGGCCCUCGAGGUCCCCCACCAAUCGGUGGUGUAAAUGGUCGCCCAAUGUCUCCAGCUGGCGGGCGUAAUUCUCCAGUUCCUGGGCCGCCUCCUAGCGGACCGCCACCACAGGGACCGCCCCGAUUUGCACCACAGCAAAAUAGUCGCCCUGCUUCUCCAAGUUCAGGCUACCGUCCGUAUAUCGCUCCGGGCGGCCCGCCAGUUCGAUUCCCUGAUGUUCCGCGCUCACUAUCUCCUGGCCCAGGUUCUCGGCUUCCACCUCAAUCGAAUAGGCACCCUGGACCUCCUGGCGUGAAUGGAUUAGAAAAGCCGAAUAUGCCUGCAAAUCAACGACAACGGAGCAACAGUGCUGCCAGCGGCAGAGGACGAGUUCCUGCUCCCAUUCAGGGGCCAAGCAGCCUCGGCGCCUCAGUCCAAAAUGUCAACUCAACCGACUCACCAGUGGAGAAACCCAGCACAGCUCCUUCGGACCAGCCAGUAGAACAACCGGUCAACGGGCUAAUGGAAAACCCAGUUGAACAACCAGUGGAAAAGCCAGUAGAACAGCCAACCAACAACCCAGGGGAACAGCCAGCUGACCAGCCAGCCGAACAACCCCAGAUCCCGGCAGAGCAACCGCCACAGUCCACCCCUGUGUCGCUCCCUCCAGUGGAGAGAAAGCCUCUGCCUGGCCAGGCGCAAUAG